This is a messenger RNA of Dreissena polymorpha, 5142 nucleotides long. Its product is annotated as innexin unc-9-like. Lineage: Eukaryota; Metazoa; Mollusca; Bivalvia; Myida; Dreissenidae. The transcript is spliced from 3 exons. The record is from RefSeq and is a predicted model, not a curated record. Bases 168 to 1460 code for a protein of 430 amino acids.
AACGUGAUACUUGCUCACUAAUUAUUGAAUUUGUACACAAAGGAGUGGUGAGUUGAGUCGUUGUGUAUAUACAGAAAAGUAGAAGAACGUGCAUAACAGCGAACAAAAAUGAAAUUUAUUUGAACCACUUGAACAAGUUCAAAGGAUAAAGUGGAUAAGGUUUUAAAAUGAUCUCUAUACUCGGAGGUAUCAGCUGGAAGACACUGACAGGUUCUACGGACGAUGACUGGAUCGACCGAGCCAACCACCUGUGGACCGUCUGCCUGCUGCUGCUGUGCGCAGUUAUAGUAAGCUCCGGCCAGUAUGUCGGCGACCCCAUACACUGCUGGUGUCCUGCAGAGUUCACAGGUACAUUUGUUUCUUACACAAAGAAUUACUGCUGGAUCGCCAACACGUACUACAUCCCGAUGGACGCAGCGAUCCCCAAGGACAUUGCCCAACACCAGAAGGCAGAAAUAAAUUACUACCAGUGGGUCCCCCUCAUACUGGUGUUGAUGGCCUUUCUCUUCAAGUCUCCCAACAUCAUCUGGCACCUGCUGAACACAAAAUCCGGGAUAAAUCUGAGCCGGAUCUGCGAGCUCACGGACACUAUAAACCUUGGGGAUUCGGAAAAACGCGAGGAGUGCUUGAAGCAAAUCGCAAGACACAUCGAUAGGUGGCUGAGGGAAAAUCGGAAUUAUCAUAGAAAUAUUUUGGUGAGGGUCCGUCAGAAGUUGUCUAAUUUGUUUGUAUGGUGCUUCGCUCGCCGCGACGGUUACUACUUGACGGGUUUCUACCUGUUUGUGAAGGCACUUUAUUGCGUAAAUUGCGUUGGACAGUUCUAUCUACUUGAUGCCUUCCUCGCCAUGGAUUUUGGGGGUUAUGGGUUCGAGAUUAUGGCCUACUUCAGAGAUCAUGGGGAGUGGAAGGAGACUUCAAGAUUUCCACGCGUCACGCUUUGUGACUUCAAGAUCCGCCAGCUGCAGAACAUUCAGCAGUUCACAGUGCAGUGCGUGCUUCCUAUUAAUCUGUUCAACGAAAAGAUAUUCGCCAUAAUUUGGUUUUGGUAUUUCUUCAUUGCAAUCUUGUCGUUUUACAACUUGGCCUCGUGGCUAUGCUAUCUACUGUUCUCACACAAUAAGGAAACGUUUGUGCGUAAAUAUCUACGCAUUGGCAAUCAGAUUAGAUCGGGUUUUGACAAAAAAUUGUCGCGCAGAUUUGCUAACGAAUAUCUACGGGAUGACGGGUGCUUUCUGCUACGAAUGGUGGGAAAGAACUCUACCGACAUUAUUCUCUCCGAUCUCUUAAGAUUGCUUUGGAUAAUGUAUAAGGAAGCACCUUUUAACAAUCGCUCCAACACCGCGUACUUGAAAGACCAGGACGUAGACGCUGAACCAAUGGUGGACAAUGACAAUGAUAGAUACCCAAUUGACAACAGGAAUGGUAGUCCCCAGAAGUUGAAAACAAUCAGUGAGGUGUAACAUAUCGAGAGGUUUUGGAAAACAUUGUGAUUUUGAACUUGCUAUGUACGUUGGACACUGGAAUAUGCCCUAUUGAAAUUUGGAACAGUAGUUAUCAGCAAAUGUUAACAAUUAACUCGCUCUGUAUGACAGCAUGCCAGAUGCCCCUGCAAAAAUCAAAAUGGUAGUCUGCAUAAGUUUAAAAGAAUCAGUGAGGUGUAACCUGUUUGCAGUUAUCAAAAAACCAAUCAGUAGUUGGAACUUGCUGGGUAACUUGUUGAGGGUUAUUGAUAUGACCUUGUUUAAGAUUGUUUUUUUGGCAAGAUGAUGAUGCUGCAGUUUGAUGACGAUUUUGCAAACUUAAAUAAAUGUCUAUUUGAGAAAAAUGGUUUGGAAUGAACUAUGACAUUAAUAUUGAAGUUGCUAGUUCUAGAUGGACAAUAGAUAAAUUACUAACAGUAUGAUCUCAAAGGAAGUGCAAACUGAAAACAUAAAGGACUUGAGUGAUGAUUGUCCAGCCUUUUUUUGGGGGCAUCCUGUCCUUGAAAGGGUGGGUUUUUGGUGUCCCCUGUCUCAACUUUACCACUCAGAUAUGCACUGGCAUGUCGACGCAAGUGUAGUCCCUCAGACAAUAACAUUUCAUAAAAGGCCUUUCUUACUAGAUUCAACUCUCAGGCUGUUCUUUUUUAUGCUGGUUGUAAAAGGCUGUUCUUUUUGAUGCUGGUUGUAAAAGGCUGUUCUUUUUAUGCUGGUUGUAAAAGGCUGUUCUUUUUUAUGCUGGUUGUAAAAGCCAUUUUCGUUUUGCAUCUGAGUGGUAUAGGGGUAAAGUCUUAAAAAAUUAAAAGCAUAACAGUGUUUUUUUUCACUUAUAGGGGAAUGGUGGCGGGGCCCGUCCAAAGGGGAUUUAAAUGCGUCGUUUUUUAGGAAAAGGGGAAAAUUAAAAAUUCACUCUUUUAUUUGUAAUGAUAUUUAUUAUAUGAAUACACAUGUUUGCAUGAAUAUAAUAUUCACAGCAGAAUGUCUCUGUCCUUUUUCUGAAAUAUAUAUCAAUGAUUUUUUCAACAUUAGUUUCAGACAGUUCAGCCUUCAUGCACAAUCUCAGUUUUCUUAGCCGUUUUGAGUCGAAUUGAGUUUUUUUUAAAUCGAUUAAAUGGCAAAUUUGAGCAUUUUGAUCAAUAAAAUGGACCAAAUUGGAAUGUUUUUAUCAACAAAUAUUGACACAAUAUAGAUACAUCAGGCCUUUUCCUGGCCAUUUUGGGAGACAAAUGCAAUUCAUGUGAAAAAUUCACUGAUUUGGAAAAAACUAAUCUAAUUUAAUAUAACACUUUAUAAUAAUUAAAAAUCAUAUAAAUUAUAGUUAUAUACUUUGUUAGUUAUUUAUGAAAUAAAUUUGAGAUAUAUUUGUCAUGAUUAUGAAACAGUUCUUUCUAUAAAAAAAUAUAUAAAAAAAAUAAAUUUUUUAUUACUUCUGGAGGGGAUUUUUUUUACAAAAGUGGGGAAAAAUAUAUACUCUUUUUUUUUUAGGGAUGGGGCUGAAUAUCGGCCCCGAAAUUGCCAUAAAAAAACCACUGCAUAACGAUGUCAUCUGAUGCUGUUGAUGUAUUCAACAGGUAUAAUUAGUUUAAUGUGAAUACUGUUGUGGACAAUGUACAAUGGUUGUACGAAAUAUACACUGGGUGGCUCCUUAAAUUUUGUUUAAAACUUUUAGUGAGACCAUUGCUCAAAAAAAUUGAACAAGCAAUUGAAUCUCCUAAGGCCUUGUUACUCAAAAUUAUCUUUUUUUACAUGCCAUAUUGUGUUCAACACAUUAUUUUGUAUCUCACAAGUUGAUAGUUUUGUAUUUUAUGCAACUGUCUCCAUUUUUGUCUUAAUUAAUUUAUACAUGCACACUGUUGAAAUCAAUUUUGUUGUGGUCAUCCUAAUUUACAUACAUACAUGUUAAUCAUGUUCAUGUCACAUGUUGAUAGAAAUCAUCUCGAUAUUAUUUUAUAUUUGAAUGUUGUGACUGUGUCAGUUUUUCAGUAAUUUAAAAUUGUAAUUGCUUUGAUGAACACUACUAUCUGUGAUUUCAAUAGAUUGAUCAUUGUGAAAACAAGGAGUCAAAUGGCCCCUUGCUUGAAAAGUUUGGCAAUCAUAUGUAGAUUUCAAGGGUCAAAAAGCUGCAGUACACUGUUUGUGCUUUAUUGCGAAAUUCUCAGAAAAUUGCAGUACUGAGUGAUUGUUUGUGCUUUAUUGCGAAAUUCUCAUAAAAUGUUUGUAAUAUGCAAUGUAUAUUUAAGUCAAUUACUAUGCAAUUUGUACUAUACUGAAUACAUUAUUUAUUUAACUUUCUGGUGAAUGGCGGGUAUUUAUGAGUCAAAAAUGAAAAAAAAAUGCAAAAUGAUUGCAUCAAAAUGCAGGAUUCUGCUUCACUUAACCCUUUACCACUUAGGUACAUAUUUCACCACUUAGGUACAUAUUUUACCACUUAGGUACAUAUUUCACCACUUAGGUACAUAUUUUACCACUUAGGUACAUAUUUCACCACUUAGGUACAUAUUUCACCACUUAGGUACAUAUUUUACCACUUAGGUACAUAUUUCACCACUUAGGUACAUAUUUUACCACUUAGGUACAUAUUUUACCACUUAGGUACAUAUUUUACCACUUAGAAACAUUUUUGACGAAUUUUUAGUCCCAUAGAAAGUUAAAUUUAAUUGAAGACCUUUCUUUCUAAAUUCAAGUUUAAAAGCUUCUUUUUCUAAACCUUAGAUACUGAUGAGCAGCAAAGAGCAUAAAACCUGAACAGAUUGCCAUGCUGUUCUGGUUUUAUGUUGUUUGCACAUGGCCAUAAUCCCAUUUUUACUUUGAUUCUGAGUGGGAAUGCGUUAUAUUCCAGUUAACUGUGUGACUGGGUACAAUUUACUACAUGCGUGUUACAUGUACUUGUUAGAGAGCCUGGUUUCUAGAAGUUCUACAUAUAAAUUUGCAUGAGCUGAAUUUGCAAGCUAUCAGUUUUGGAACUAAGCAGGUUUUAUGAAGAAAAUGUAACCUAACAGAAAAAGUGUGUAAUUUGAAGCUAUUUGCAUAAAUAAGCCCUGCAUUUUAUACCUGGCAUUACAGUUUGAUUGUUUUUGUGCUGAUUUUGUAGCAAGUGUUUGGUCCAAUAGACUACAUGUACAUGCAAUAGAAAUAAUGUGUUUUAAAUGCAUAAUAUCCAUUUUAUAGAUAUGUUUGUAGUUAUAAUUUUCAGUUUUAUUUAAGUGUUCUCAAUAAGUAUUCAACUGUUAUUAUUCAAGCAAUAAAAACUUUUCCCAAAUAAAAGGAAAUUUACGCCGUAAGUGCCAAUGUAUGGUAAAGGCUAUAAUUAUUCCCAAUAGGAAGUGAAAUGCUUAUUUUAUUUCUCGUUGCAUUAAGAAUUGUAAUAAGUUGCAGCUACACAUGUAGAUUAUUGAGUCCAUUGUAAACAACCAAACAUUUGAGAAGGUAGACAUGGCAAUUUCUUAAUUAGUCAUUUGUAUUAAUGUUGUAAUUAAGUUUCAUAAGACAAUGUGGCUCCUCAGUUUAGUAGUAUUUCAUUACUGCCUUUAAAUUUGUUCUUGUAUUGCAUUUCUUUUGGUUUUUAUGUUUAUUUCGUAAGUAAGCUUGUAUGUUUGUUGUGUACAAAAGCUUCCACUUUAAAAAUGUCUAUUAUAGUUCAUUUGAUAAAUCAGUUUUGUCAGUU